Symsagittifera roscoffensis is the source of this 1262-nucleotide messenger RNA. Its product is annotated as E3 ubiquitin-protein ligase CHIP-like. The record is from RefSeq and is a predicted model, not a curated record. Gene Ontology annotation, biological process: positive regulation of proteolysis; cellular response to misfolded protein; proteasome-mediated ubiquitin-dependent protein catabolic process. The coding region runs from base 255 to 1118 and encodes 287 amino acids. Lineage: Eukaryota; Metazoa; Xenacoelomorpha; Acoela; Convolutidae. Gene Ontology annotation, cellular component: cytoplasm. Gene Ontology annotation, molecular function: protein-folding chaperone binding; ubiquitin protein ligase activity. The transcript is spliced from 3 exons.
UUUAAGAUGUAAAUAUGACAUUCGUUCUUCUCUGCCGUCAGCCGAAGUGUUCAAGUAAGUGAGCGCUUUGAAAUCAUCCGUCACUAGUAAACUACAUUAGAACAGUGGCUUUGAGUCUCUGCGGUACUUGCUGCUGUGUGCGACAACUGUGUCGAAACCGAGUGUAUCACCGAAGUGAUUCGGAAUCCGAGUAUCAGAACCAAGGAGGAGUCAUUUCAGUAACACAAGGAGAAAAAGAGAAUAGAGGAACAAGCAUGAAUAUGGCUCAUUCACACCAGGCCCUUCAGUUUAAGCAGGAGGGAAAUAAAUUCUUCGGCAAGAAGAAGUACGAAUCAGCUGUGGAUUGUUACUCAAAAGCGAUCAAACUAGACCCGAAAGUACCCCAGUUUUAUACUAACAGAGCCUUGUGCUACCUGAAACUGCAGAGUUGGCAAAAGGCAGUAUCGGACUGUAGAUGUGCCCUUGAGAUGGAUCUCAAAUCAGUCAAGGCCUACUUCUUCCUCGGACAGGCGCUCUCAGAACUGGACUCCCUUGAUGAAGCUUGCUCCUGUCUGCAGAAAGCAUACCAACUCACUAAGGAGCUGGACAUGAAUGUCGGUGAUGAGUUGGCGAAUACCUUGAGACAAGUGAAGAAAAAGCGCUGGCUAAAACUGGAAGAAAAGCGGAUGAAACAAGAAAUCGAAUUAGAAAAAUAUUUAAUCAAACUUGUCGAAAGAGACUUUGAAGAGAAGGCUAAUGUCAGUUCUAAAGUUCCAAAUGAUUCUGAGAGUUCGGAAACACAUGCUGAAGUUUCAAUAGAAGAUUCUAAGAAGGCGAAGGAAACCAGAAUCAAUGAAGUUUUGGAUCUUUUCAGACAAAUUGACGAGCGGAGACAAAAGCGAGAAGUGCCCGAUUUUUUGUGCUGCAAAAUCAGUUUUGAAUUGCUGGAGGAUCCAGUCGUUACUCCGAGUGGAAUUACAUACAAUAGAAAAGAACUGGAGGAACACCUUCAACGUGUAGGUCACUUCGACCCGGUCACGCGCGUUGCUCUCACUCAGGAAAAACUAAUCCCGAAUCUGUCCAUAAAAGAGGUAGUCGAGGACUUUAUAGCAAAUAACAAAUGGGUCGACGGUUACUGAAAUCACGGAUGAAGUUAUUAUGUUUUCACAAUUUUUUCUUUUUUGAAGACUGGUUUGACAAGAAUCUCAUGAGUUGAUGUUUUAUUGAUUGAUUAAUACAGCCUUAGAGUAAUUUAUAUAUGGACAAUUAAACUUUAACUGAAA